This is a messenger RNA of Cordyceps militaris CM01, 2610 nucleotides long. Its product is annotated as vacuolar sorting protein 35. The transcript has 4 exons. Gene Ontology annotation, cellular component: late endosome; retromer, cargo-selective complex; retromer complex. The record is from RefSeq and is a predicted model, not a curated record. Gene Ontology annotation, biological process: intracellular protein transport; retrograde transport, endosome to Golgi. Bases 1 to 2610 code for a protein of 869 amino acids. Lineage: Eukaryota; Fungi; Ascomycota; Sordariomycetes; Hypocreales; Cordycipitaceae.
AUGACAACACCCGCACCGCCCGAGGACCAGGCGCGUCUCCUAGAGGAUGCCCUGGUCGCCGUUCGACAGCAGACGUCGCUCAUGCGAAAAUGUCUCGACACUCCUGGCAAGCUCAUGGAUGCGCUGAAGUGCUGCUCGACUCUCGUUUCGGAAUUGCGAACCAGCAGCCUCGGCCCUAAGCAGUAUUACGAGCUUUACAUGUCCGUAUUCGAUGCCCUGCGCUACCUGUCCGUCCACCUCCGCGAAAACCACCCCGUCAACCACCUCGCCGACCUCUACGAGCUCGUACAGUAUGCCGGCAACAUUAUUCCCCGCCUCUAUCUCAUGGUCACUGUCGGCACCGCCUACAUGGGCAUUGCAGAUGCGCCGGUCAAGGAGCUCAUGAAGGACAUGAUGGACAUGAGCCGCGGCGUCCAGCAGCCUAUCCGUGGUCUCUUCCUCCGAUACUAUCUGUCAGGACAGGCUAGGGAUUUUCUUCCUACCACCGAUAGCGACGGCCCGGAAGGCAACCUCGGCGACUCUAUAAACUUUAUCCUUACCAACUUUGUCGAGAUGAACAAGCUCUGGGUUCGUCUGCAGCACCAAGGGCAUUCUAGAGAAAGAGACCAGCGGAUCCGAGAGCGAAAGGAGCUACAGCUUCUUGUGGGCAGCAAUAUUGUGCGCCUGAGCCAAUUGGUUGAUCUUGAGACUUACCAGUCCUCAAUUCUCGGCCCGCUUCUGGAACAGGUUGUUCAGUGUCGCGAUGUCCUGGCCCAAGAAUAUCUGCUAGAGGUCAUCACUCAAGUAUUUCCCGACGAGUACCACCUGCACACCCUUGAUAAGUUUCUCGGCGCCGUCUCUCGCCUCAACCCCCACGUGAAUGUCAAGUCCAUUGUUAUUGGCCUCAUGGACAGGCUGUCCGAUUUUGCCGAGCGCGAGACCUCGGCUGAGAAGUCGCCCGAGCAGGGGGGUCGCGAGUCCGAGGCACUCGCAAAACUGCUGGAAAACGCUAAGCUGAACGACAUCAAGGGUGCUGAUGGGACGGAGGCUGGAGGCGUGACUGAAGGCGAAGGCGAGGGAUCCGAGGAUAAAGAUACGAAUGGCGAUACCGAAACCGAAACCGAGACAAAUGUGCACAACGUGGCCACAGAGACGUCUAGUGAGGCAAAAACGAUCGCUGAUAGCAACGUGCAGCUCUAUGAGGUGUUCUUUGCCCAGGUAAAAAAUCUGGUCGAAGCGCAACAUCUACCUAUCCCCGACACCAUCGCUCUGCUUGUUUCGUUGCAAAACCUGGCCCUCAACAACUACCCCGACCGCCUCGACUUUGUUGAUCAGAUUCUCGCCUACGCUGCCACUAAGACAAAGGAGAAUAUGAACAAUGCUGACCUGCACUCUGUACCCGCGCAGCAAAGUCUGUUGGCCCUCUUGCAAGCGCCACUGGACCGCUACGUUUCAAUCUUCACUGCCUUGUCUCUGCCAACAUAUGUGCCACUGUUCCGGGCUCAAUCCUAUCCUACUCGCCGUGCUGUUGCGGGAAACAUUAUUCGUACCCUCCUCAAAACCCAGACCAAGAUCGUCAAGACGGAGCAAAUGGAGAAUGUGCUGGAAAUCAUGUCUGUUCUUAUCAAAGAAGGAAACCAGGCCACGCAAGGUUAUCCUGCCGCUCAGCGCCGUCCAGUAGAGACAGAUGAGACGAUGCAAGAGCAAGGCUUGCUGGCGAGAAUGGUCCACCUGCUCCACGCCGAAGACAACGACACACAAUUCAAGCUCAUUCAACUGACGAGGAAAGCCUUUGCGGAUGGUGGAGACCGCAUUCGCACAACGACACCGCCGCUCAUCACAGCCGGCCUGCGGCUCACACGAAAAUUAAAAGCGAGGGAGGGGCUGGAUGACAACUGGGAGACGCAAAGCAAUGCCCUGUUUAAGUUUAUGCAUUCAGUGCUAAGCACUUUGUACACGCGCGUCAAUGGAUCUGGCGCAUCCGAGAUGGCUCUGCGAUUGUUUUGCGCCGCCGGCCAGGCUGCCGAUAUGACGGGCUUCGAAGAGGCAGCCUAUGAAUUUUAUGCGCAAGCGUUUACAGUGUAUGAGGAAGCCGUGUCUGACUCCAAGGCACAGUUCCAGGCUGUCUGUGUCAUUGCGUCGUCGCUGCACCAGACGCGCAACUUUGGCAAGGAGAACUACGAUACCCUCAUUACCAAGUGUGCUCAGCAUGGAAGCAAGCUGCUGCGCAAGCCAGACCAGUGCCGUGCCGUGUAUCUAGCUAGCCAUUUGUGGUGGGCCAAUAUCAUUCCCGCCAACAGAGAAACGGAAGAAUCCGAUCUGUACCGAGACGGCAAGCGGGUGCUCGAGUGCCUCCAGCGGGCUCUGCGCGUGGCAGACUCGUGCAUGGAGACGCAUACGUCUAUUGAGCUGUUUGUCGAGAUUCUGGACCGCUACGUAUACUACUUUGACCAGCAAAAUGAGUCGGUCACCACGAAAUAUCUCAAUGGACUCAUCGAACUCAUCCACUCCAACCUGGCUGGCAAUCAGCAAGAGUCUGCCUCGAUCGAGACGAGCAAAAAGCAUUUCCAUCAGACGCUGGAUAAUAUCCGAAGCAGGCAAUACGAGGGGGUGGUGUUGUAUCCGAGUUAA